Molecule: messenger RNA, 4064 nt
Organism: Conger conger (European conger)
Lineage: Eukaryota; Metazoa; Chordata; Actinopteri; Anguilliformes; Congridae
Product: mitogen-activated protein kinase 1
Exons: 9
Coding region: 201-1379 (392 amino acids)
Biological process (GO): intracellular signal transduction; protein phosphorylation
Cellular component (GO): nucleus; cytoplasm
Molecular function (GO): ATP binding; MAP kinase activity
Source: RefSeq, a predicted model, not a curated record
AGGCGCGUUCACGCGGAGAAUCCGUUUGGUUUACAUUUACACACUGCAGCGGCCUUGCUGUGUCCCACUGCAUUUUCCAGGCAAACAAGGCGAAUAAAAGAAAUAUUUCCGUACGGAAAAUAUAUUUCCAACUAUUUUAGGUGAGCGUCAGGCCCCCUCCCCGAAAAGUGACCAAAGCAGCCGUUUUACACGACACAGCCAUGGCAGAUUCGAGCAGCAGCGCAGCAGCGACCGGACCCGCAGGCUCGAAUAGCGGAGGCGCGGAGCCUGGCAACGCUGCGGCGCCGGGAGGAGCGACCCAGUCGGCGGGAUGCAAGUCCGGCCUGGAGUCGGUGAAAGGGCAGAUUUUUGACGUCGGUCCCCGCUAUACUGACCUGUUGUAUAUCGGGGAGGGGGCAUAUGGAAUGGUUUGCUCCGCUUUUGAUCAUGUGAACAAGGUGCGCGUGGCCAUCAAGAAGAUCAGCCCGUUUGAGCACCAGACGUACUGCCAGCGCACGCUGCGCGAGAUCAAGAUCCUGCUGCGCUUCAGGCACGAGAACAUCAUCGGCAUCAACGACAUCCUGAGAGCCCGGCACAUCGACAACAUGAGGGACGUCUACAUCGUGCAGGACCUGAUGGAGACCGACCUGUACAAGCUGCUGAAGACGCAGCACCUGAGCAACGACCACAUCUGCUACUUCCUGUACCAGAUCCUGCGUGGCCUCAAGUACAUCCACUCCGCCAACGUGCUGCACAGAGACCUCAAGCCCUCCAACCUGCUCAUCAACACCACCUGCGACCUCAAAAUCUGUGAUUUCGGGCUGGCGCGGAUAGCCGACCCAGAGCACGACCACACAGGCUUCCUCACGGAGUACGUGGCCACGCGCUGGUACCGCGCUCCUGAGAUCAUGCUCAACUCCAAGGGCUACACCAAGUCUAUUGAUAUCUGGUCAGUGGGCUGCAUCCUGGCGGAGAUGCUGUCCAACCGGCCCAUCUUCCCUGGGAAACACUACCUGGACCAGCUCAACCUCAUCCUGGGCAUCCUGGGUUCCCCCUCUCAGGAGGACCUGAACUGCAUCAUCAACUUGAAGGCUAGGAACUACCUGUAUUCCCUGGUCCAGAAACCCAAAAUCCCCUGGAGCAAGCUGUUCCCCAAGGCUGACGGCAAGGCUUUGGACCUGCUGGACCGCAUGCUGACCUUUAACCCCAUCAAGCGCAUCACUGUGGAGGAGGCUCUCGCCCACGCGUACCUGGAGCAGUACUACGACCCCACCGAUGAGCCAGUUGCAGAGGAGCCGUUUACCUUUGACAUGGAGCUGGAUGAUCUGCCCAAGGAGAAGUUAAAGGAGCUGAUCUAUGAGGAGACUGCCCGAUUCCAGGCCAACUACCAGGGUUCCUGAGUCACUGGACCUGGGCAGGGAGAGAGCGAUGAAGACUGAUGAUAAAGCCACAGAACUAUCAGAACAAGAAGACACCAAACUAUAUACACAAGUACAGUAAAUUUACAGUAUACAAAAAAAUCUUGAAAUGUAAAUUAAAAAAAACAAAAAACAAAAAAAACAAAAAAAAUGCUUAUUUUCAAUUUCUUAUGAGGGGAGCCUGCGUGCUCCUUUGGGGUGUUGUCCGUUUGUCGCAGCUUGAGAAAUUCCGCAGUAAGCUGAUUGUUGUUGGUAUCACAGCUGGAUUCAUCCCUGCUUGGAAUGGGCUUUGUUUUUCUUUAUUCUUUCUUCUCAAGUGGAGUAGUUUCCCUGUGGAACCCGCCCCCUCUUCCGGCUUCCCUGCCCCGGCCUCGCGCUCCCUUGAGGUGUUAACGCACUGCUGCGUCUGCCGCGCACACGCGCAUAUUACUGUAUUACAGAUUUUUCCCUGGGAGAGAGGGGCGGAGGUCAUGGGCCUCUUUCGCUCGGUAUAUAAAUCAUUAUCAGUCCCGUCUGGACGUCUCAUUUAGAGCCAACGGUGAAUUAUGAACAGACAUGAGUCAGUGCUGCAGAACUUCCAUUCGCUCUUGAAUGCUUUCAUUUCAGACGCUGCUUUUAUUCUUUGACAAACGCAAACGUGAUAUUUUAUGGGCUUCAUUAAUGAACGCUGUACCUUUUGGAAAUGUGCGAAAUGAGCAGUUAAUUAGCUGUAGCAGUGCAGGGUGCUAGGAGAGCAUUGUCGUUAGCGCGUUGUCGUUAGCGCGUUGUCGUUAGCGCGUUGUCGUUAGCGCAUUGUCGUUAGCGCAUUGUCGUUAGCGCAUUGUCGUUAGCGCACCCGUCACCGUUAGCGCUCGUCGUUACCAUUGCCUGAGGGCUGCUAUGACGGUUGCCGCUGUCCUUCUGAUCGCUUCCGCUUGGCAGCUCGGACUAAAACAGGGCCUUUGCAUUUUAGCGUUGAGCCACAUGAGGGCGUUUUCCUCAUGAGCUCCAUCCUGGUAAUGAUCUGGAAAUGGUCAGUCUCUACCUUCCCGGCCUCUCUCUGAUUUGACAUUCCCUGCCUCCUGUCUCCCUCUUCUCCUUUCUGACUUUAGCCUUUCUUUAUGUUCUUCUUUUUUCUUUUUUUUUCCUUUUCAGGGAGGUGUACGUUUUCUGUAAAUAUUCUUUGCACAUCUUAAAGUUCUUUCAGGAAAAAAAAAAUCAAGAUUUUUCAAUGUAUGGUUGUAAUAAUGGUCGCCAUGCUUAUGGUUAAAUUGCUUUUUAUCAGUUCACUGUAAACUUUAGUAGUUUUUUUAUUUUCUGUUUGAGUUUUUUUUUUUUUUUUCGAUGACAAUUUGUGCAAUGUGUGCAAUUUUCAGAAAAAAAAUGCUGAUUUUUAGAUCAAGAAAAUUUAUUAAAGGUUUUAUGGGAUUUAAAUGCUCACUUCCUGUUCGUCUCAUCCCUCCAUCUUCCAUCUGUCUCUCCUUCCAUCCCGCUCUCCUCCCUCACAAGCUUCCUCUACACCAAGCUCUUCUGCAUCUACUCACUCGGCUAUCUGGGUUUAGUGCACUCUGCGAAGUCUGCUAGGCAAAUUAACGAGUGGUGUUCUGUGUGACUACCUACCGUUUCCCGGCAGUGCUCAUGGCUGAUGCGUUUCCUGCUUCCGUGUUGUUCCUCAAAGGGAGAAAGCCACUCGCAGUCUCUCGCAGCUAGACCCGCCUUCUUCCUGACCAAUCGCGGCACUCCUAACACUCCGCCCGACCACCUUAUCCACCAAUCCGCCUGCUUUGUUUAAGUCACCGGGCAGGGUUUUCACUGCACCCGUUUAGGCAGCUGAUGAAACCUUAUCCAUCGCAACUUUAGCUCCUCUUUGAUGGACCCGGCCCUUUAGCUUUAGCGUCUGUGUAAAUCAGGCCGCGGGAGACUUCAGUGCAGCUGCAACCGCCCAGUCGGCUGGCUGCUCUUCAGUCAUGUAGUUAUUUUACAUCAGGUCAGUUUUCGAAACGCGUUUAAAAUGGCGACACCCGCAGGAGACUUCUAAAGCAUAUCAGCACUUUGCUUCGCCGCCUCAAGCUUUUUGAGCGGCGGUUGCCAUUCUAUCAGAGUGGGAAAUGGGCAUGGGCUGCUUUACCUCCUCCUGAUGGGUCAGUGAGUUCCUUUGACAGAAAGUAAGGGUGAACAAUGUUUUACAAGGGCGCGAGAGGAGAAUAACAUUCUGAAUGAACGGGACCAGUUUUCCAUCUGCGGAUGAGUGUGCAGUAUAUGGGAUGGUACUUACUUAGGAAUUGAAAAACUCCAAUGUAAAGCUUGUCCCGGUUUUGUUGCUAUUAUUAUUAUUAUUAUUGUUGUUGUUGUUAAAUUGGUGAGGUGUUAUUAUUUUUAUUUUAUUUUUACAGAAAAGGGAGCUUAAUGUUUUUUUGUUUUUUGGGUUUUUUGGUCCUUUUAUUUCUGGAAACUUUUGGGUGUGGAAAAAAAAAAGCCAAGAUUCUUCUUUCUUUCUGAAAUCUAUUUUCCCUAAAUAUUAUAAGGAAUUAUUUUAAGAAAUUAUUAUGAAAUGAGAAUAUUGUCAAAUUUCAAAGAGAUAUGAAUGGUAAUGGUCUGUAUACAGUAUAGGGGUAUUAUGAAUGAAACAUUUAACAAACAGAAUUAUAUACAAAUAUUAAAUAAAAUUCCUGUUACUGUGAAACCAAA